AUGAUUUUCAUUCACUUUGGGAAAAUUGGAGAAUCGAUAUGCUUGUAACACACGGUCGGUUAGGGUGUUCUACGUUGAGGAAUUUUUCACUGCGUUAAUUUAGGCUCCGAUGGGUGAAAAAAUGUGAAUUUGUGUCCGAAUUUCAAGGGUCGGGUCCAUUAAUCUGUGUUUAAAGUGCGUGGAAGGAAUACAUGUCGGUAAACGGUAGAUAAAAGUGUGUUUUUCUUCGACUCUGCGCUGAGUAGGCUAGAAUCGGGUCGUGAAAAGGGCAAGGAAAAUUUCAAUCUAGUAGGUGAUUUAUUGAUUGGGGUGAUUUCCAGAGCACUAGAUCGAACUAAGUGCUAAUCAGCAAGGAUUACUGAAUUGGUUGUCGACGAAAUUGGAAGCUCAGAGAAGUAUCCAUAACUUCCUCAAACAGAGCUUGGAAAAUCAUUCGAUUUAAGGAGCUAGACACAAAGUGGGUUGAAAAUGCAGCCCCCACCACGAAAAGGCAAUUACACAAAAUUCCUGAAGAAUCUCCAUUCGGAGCAGUUGGCCAAGCUUGCUCUGAAAAAUCAAAAUGAGUGCGAGCUGCUGGAGGAUAUCCGCCAGUUUACCCUCAAACGAUCGGCGAUUGAAAAGUCGUAUAGCGAAGCUCUCCUCAAAAUAUCUUCGGCAUAUCUCAACAAAAAGCAGGCUUGCAUUCCGGAGAUUAAAAUGGAUGGAGCCGAGGAAAAAUGGAACAUGUGGAGCGUUUGGCAAACAGUAUUGGAAGAGAACGAGAAGCUUGCACGUGCCCGUCUAGCUGCUGUCGAGGUAUUCCAGCAACAAAUAGCAGACGAGGCCAAACUGCUUCGGAAUUCGAAGCUCAACACCAGCAAGAAAUCUAUCGAACAUCUUGGAGUGGUUCAGAAGGAACUUCAACUAUCCGUACAGGAUGUCGAUAAAACUAAAAAGUGUUACUUCGACGAGGAACACUGUGCCCACGAUGUUCGUGACAAAGCGCGAGACAUCGAGGAAAAGCUUAAAAAGAAAAAAGGUUCAUUUUUCCAGUCGAUCACCUCUCUCCAGAAGAACAGCGCUCGCGUAACCUCGCGGAAAGAGCAACUCGAGGAGAAAUCAACCGGAGCCAGAAACGACUACAUUCUUAGUCUGGCCUCGGCGAACGCACAUCAAAACCAUUACUUCACCAUCGAUCUACAAACUACGAUGGCCACCAUGGAGAACUACGUCUACGAACGGGUUGCCGACUACUUGGCAUUGAUCGGACGUACUGAACUACUGACCUGUUCGGCUACGCAGAACUCGUUCGGUAAAAUUCGCGAUCAAGCACAACAGUUGACGCGUGAGUACAAUCUACAGUGCUGUUAUCUGUAUUACCCGGUGCUGAAGCAGCACAUCCAAUACGAGUUCGAACCUUGCGAUAACGAUCCGAUCCGUAAGAUCACAGCGGACCACGAAUCUGCCGCAGAGACAUUGAACAGGGAAGGCAAACGUUGGGCAGGACGCGUUGCCCGCGAAAGCAACGUGAUCCGAGAUAAUGCUCGGAAACUGGCCAUCUGCACGGCGCUCCGUGAAGCCGGUCACCGUACGGAUCCAAACGACCAAAAUGGACCAGAUUUGGAAACGAAGAUCGACGAAUUCCGCGAAAACAUUCGUAAGGCCGAAACGGCCAAGUGCAAGGCCGAAGCACGUUUGGAGUGUUUGAGAAUCGGUGGUAUCAACGUGGACGAAUGGAUACAGGAAGCCGAAACGCUUAGCGUACAGGAGAUGCCACGUUCGGCUAGUUCGUUGUCGAUGCGUACCGAUGCAUCAGGUCAAGGGGAAAAUCCUAGCUCUGAUUCUUUCUACGAUAGUGACAAUGCAGAGCAAGAUCAACCAAUGUCAGAAUCAUCGCCAGCUCCAAAACAACCAGAGCCACCUGGUGAAGAGUUCGCUCCAGACAGUGAUGAAGAUGAAGACUUCGAGGUUGAACAGGAACGUCAGAAGAUCGAACAGAUAUCUCACACGUGGGAUGAUCCGAUUCAAGUAGAUUGGGGUGCUGAGGAAGCUGCUGCUGCUGCAGAAGCCAGCUUACCACCACAGCAACCUGCCGGGCAGACCUUCAAGUGUACUGCACUGUAUUCGUACACCGCACAAAACCCAGACGAGCUGACCAUAGUCGAAAGUGAACAGCUGGAAGUGGUCGGUGAAGGCGAUGGGGACGGUUGGCUGAGAGCUCGGAACUAUCGCGGCGAGGAAGGUUUUGUGCCGCACAACUAUUUGGACGUCGAGAGGGAUACACCGGUGGAUACUCAUACGCCGGCCCAACUAUCGACGCAGAUUUCCUUCUCGUCUGUUGAUUACACAGUCGACAACGAAGAUCAGGAUCAGAUGCAGGAUUCUGGUCAAUCGCCAGAUCAAAUCUCAGUUAUCUCAGCGCCGCGGAAGGCACAUCAGAUGUAUUGUAUUGCUCUGUACGAUUACGACGCCACGGCAGAAGACGAACUCACCUUCGAAGAAGGACAGAUAAUCAAACUCGUCACCAAGAGCCCCCACGGAGUGGACGACGGAUGGUGGGAAGGUGACCUGAACGGCAAGAUUGGAAACUUCCCCUCGCUAGUGGUGGAAGAAUGCGACGAAAAUGGAGAACCUUUGACCGAAGCCGAGGACGAAUCACCUCCACCAUCGGCUCCACCCACAUUUGCAGCACCAGCGCCACCACCCAUGGUUCUGCAAGAGGCCACGCCUCCCGAGGGCCAAAGUCCAAGUUAUGACAGUCGCAGUUCUGAGCCAGCGGUGGAUCGUUUCGAGUUUGAACUGAACGAUGAUCAGCACGACAAAUAUGGAUCGCAAUUCUCUGCUCCUCCCCCUUCGCAGCCACCCCCAGUAGUGAUUUGCGAGGAACCUGAGGCAGAGGAGGAAGAAUCUCGCAAAGAUAUAGCGGCCGCUACUCCAGCUACUGCUAACAGUGACGCAAACCAGCUGAACUUUGCCCAGAUAAUUGUAACCGCAGCUACGCCGAUGCACGAGGAUUCCGAUAAGCAAUUCCCGCCACCACCGGAAGAGCUGGAAGAGGAACAGACCGAGGAUCAACCGACCGAGAUAAUCGAGAAACAGGAGCAGGAAACCCAAGAGGUCAGCGCCAAGGAAAAGUCCAAAGUCGAGUCUCCACCCAAAGAGGAACCUCCCAAAGUGCAACCCCAGCCAACGAAGCCUCCAACUCCACCGAAACCGGCCAAACCUCCAUCGCCACCGAAGCCGGUCAAGCCUGCGUCACCUCCAAAAGAGCAACCGAAGGCAGCAUCUCCGCCAAGUAUGGAACCAAUCCCAGUGGACGAACCGGAGCCAGCACCGCUGGAAGAACCGGAGGCACCAUUCGAAUCCAGCGGCUUCGAGGCCAACUUCGAAGCCAACUUUGAGGCCAGCUUUGCCGCCAACUUUGAUGAUGCGUUCGGGAACAGUCAACCGGAAAUACCGAAACAGGUUGUUGGAGGCAGAGCGAGCAUACCGGAGGAACUCGAACCGCAUCAGUUGGCGCGCUUACAAAACCUUAAGGAAUCCAACGCAUAAUGAUGUUGCUCGACCGAUGAUGAUCUGUGUUGACCGAUCGAAUGAGUCGAUCCAGUUUUACUGUAGGUACAAUGAACGAACGAAACUUCACAUCAUGAAGUGUAAUGGAGCUCUGUUCGAGAGCGGUUGCAUGAUUUUUAAGAAAUUAUCGAUUUCCCUACUACUCCUCCCGAGAACGUAUCCAGGUGGUAAGAAUCAUCAGGCGAUGAGUACGAAUUAGAAGUUCUAAUAAACGCUCCAACGUAUUCUUUUCAACAUGAGUCAAAUUUUACCUACCGGACUGCGGUAAUGAUGCAUCAGCACUAUCCAAGCAACCACACGCAGCCUUAUAUAAUGCUCAUUAGUUAGAAAGCAGCAAUGAGAAUGCUUUAAAUUCUUAGAUUUCUUGACAACUUGAUCUACAGCGCACUUGUUGAUUUAGUUUUUCAAUCGUUUUUAUUUCUUACAGUCCAAGUUGUACAUUUAUUCAACGAGGCUCUUAACAAGACCUACAAUUUCACAAUAAUUUGAUAUGCUGCGUUUUAUUAUUGGGUAAUUGAGUUGUACAAUUAAGUUCAUAUUACAUCAAUUAGAUUGCACAAGAAAGUUGAACAUGUAGUCACUGACAAACAGAUGUUUCACUCUUCAGUUAGGUAUGGCAAACUCAACUAACUACGAAUUUGAAUAGCAUGAAACUUUGCGGAAGAGCCGCCAGAGUUGCUAAUGACCAAUGGCAUUAACAUUCACUAGUGUUCACAUCACUGAAUAAUACGAAGUGUUCCAUUAUGUUUCCUAAUUCCAAUUACCCUUCUUACUUCAGCUAUUCCAAGUAAAUUAACAAUCAGGUUAAAAUUUCGAUUUUUUACAGAAAACUUUUAGUUAUUUCUCUAAACAUUCUCGCAAAAAUUACAUCUAAGAUUUUUAUAACAAAAUCAUCAGUUUGGCUAGAAAUUCCUCGAUAAAUUUACUCAAAAAAAAAAAAGGAAUUACUACAAGACUCUUGAUAAUUUAGGCACAAGUUCCUUCAAAACACAUUUUUUUAUAAAAUUUUUCGUCAAGUUUUCGCCUAGGAAUUUUAUAACCUUAUGCAAUUCUUUGCAUAAGUUCGCAAACAUUUACUCGCGAGUAACCAAACAAAGUGUGAUCUAUUAUGGUUUUGAGAGACAAAUCAAUUGUACAUUAGGGCGGUUCAAAAUUUCCCAUUUGUACUUACCAUCAUUACCAUAAAAAUAGAUUUAAAGGUGGUCCAAAGACAAUGUAUGUUUA
This is a messenger RNA of Aedes aegypti (yellow fever mosquito), 4776 nucleotides long. RefSeq names its product F-BAR and double SH3 domains protein 2 (gene nwk). Gene Ontology annotation, cellular component: neuromuscular junction; recycling endosome. The record is from RefSeq and is a predicted model, not a curated record. Lineage: Eukaryota; Metazoa; Arthropoda; Insecta; Diptera; Culicidae. The transcript is spliced from 9 exons. Gene Ontology annotation, biological process: neuromuscular synaptic transmission; regulation of actin filament polymerization. Gene Ontology annotation, molecular function: protein binding. The coding region runs from base 469 to 3531 and encodes 1020 amino acids.